CCAAAGCUAAGCUCAAGCUCAAGCAUCAUCAAUGGAGGGCAAGGAGGAGGACGUUCGCCUCGGCGCUAACCGCUACUCAGAGCGGCAGCCCAUAGGCACGGCGGCGCAGGGCACCGAUGACAAGGACUACACGGAGCCUCCCCCGGCGCCGCUCUUCGAGGCAUCGGAGCUCACAUCGUGGUCCUUCUACCGUGCCGGCAUUGCUGAGUUCCUGGCCACCUUCCUCUUCCUCUACAUUAGCGUGCUUACCGUAAUGGGUGUAGUUGGCAACCCCUCAGGCUCCAAGUGUGGCACAGUGGGCAUCCAGGGCAUUGCCUGGAGCUUUGGGGGCAUGAUCUUCGUGCUGGUCUACUGCACCGCGGGCAUUUCUGGCGGCCACAUCAACCCUGCGGUCACCUUCGGCUUGUUCUUGGCCAGGAAGCUGUCGCUGACCAGGGCCGUGUUCUACAUGGUGAUGCAGUGCCUGGGCGCGAUCUGUGGUGCCGGGGUUGUCAAGGGGUUCCAGACAACUCUGUACAUGGGCAACGGCGGCGGUGCGAACUCAGUGGCACCAGGGUACACCAAGGGAGACGGGUUGGGGGCAGAGAUUGUGGGCACCUUCGUGCUCGUGUACACCGUCUUCUCUGCCACCGAUGCCAAGCGCAGCGCUAGAGACUCACACGUCCCCAUCCUGGCGCCACUUCCGAUCGGGUUCGCGGUGUUCCUGGUGCACCUGGCGACGAUCCCCAUCACCGGCACCGGCAUCAACCCUGCACGGUCCCUCGGCGCUGCCAUCAUCUACAACAAGAAGCAGUCAUGGGACGACCACUGGAUCUUCUGGGUUGGCCCAUUCAUCGGUGCGGCGCUGGCAGCCAUCUACCACGUGGUGGUGAUCAGGGCCAUCCCCUUCAAGAGCCGCGACUAGUCAGAAUCUUAUUGUUCAUCAUGCAUAGUGUGUGGUGAUGGAUGCGUGUGCGUACGCAGAUCAUUUUGCGCGCUGUAAUCAUCUACCUACAGUACUGUCCUGUUCGUGAGUGUGUGCGUGUCUGUCAGCGUCUUCACUGCAAAAUCUGUAAAUUUCAGU
This is a messenger RNA of Lolium rigidum, 1063 nucleotides long. RefSeq names its product aquaporin PIP1-5-like. The transcript has 3 exons. Gene Ontology annotation, molecular function: water channel activity. Bases 32 to 904 code for a protein of 290 amino acids. The record is from RefSeq and is a predicted model, not a curated record. Gene Ontology annotation, biological process: response to water deprivation; transmembrane transport. NCBI's taxonomy places the organism in Eukaryota, Viridiplantae, Streptophyta, Magnoliopsida, Poales, Poaceae. Gene Ontology annotation, cellular component: plasma membrane; plasmodesma; vacuole.